This is a messenger RNA of Prunus persica (peach), 2946 nucleotides long. Its product is annotated as probable inactive leucine-rich repeat receptor kinase XIAO. The record is from RefSeq and is a predicted model, not a curated record. The transcript has 2 exons. The coding region runs from base 1 to 2946 and encodes 981 amino acids. Gene Ontology annotation, molecular function: protein binding. Lineage: Eukaryota; Viridiplantae; Streptophyta; Magnoliopsida; Rosales; Rosaceae.
AUGGCUGAAGCGAGGUGCUGCUUCAAACUCCCCUAUGCAAUUGUGGUGGUGCUUUUACUAAACAUGAACAGUCCUUGCAUUGGAUGUAGCGAGAGGGACAGGCAAGCACUCCUUGCACUCAAACAAGGCCUCGUGGGUGACGACGGCGAUCGCCUCCUUUCAUGGGGAAGAGAAGCCCAAAACAGAAAUUGUUGCCAAUGGGAAGGAGUCUACUGUAGCAGCAACCAAACUGGCCAUGUUGUUAAGCUUGAUCUUGAAGACCAAUCUUUGCGAGGUAAGAUUAGUCCUGAACUCGUGAAGUUGCAACAUUUGGAAUAUUUGAACCUUCGUUUCAAUAAUUUGAGUCGGAGCCAAAUUCCAGAUUUCAUUGGAUCUCUGAGCAAUUUAAGACACCUCGACCUCUCUUCUGCUAAUUUUGGAGGUCAAAUUCCAAACCAACUUGGAAACCUUACACACUUGCAAUAUCUCGAUCUCAGCUCUCAUGGAUAUUUUGUUAUACGCCCUGAGAACUCUAUUCAUGCAAAAAACCUCAAUUGGCUCCCUAAUCUUUCAGGUCUGAAACACUUGGACCUAACUUACACUAAUCUCAGUGAUGUUGUUGGUUGGCUGGAAGCAGUUAAUAUGCUUCCUAAACUAAGAAAGUUGAUAUUAUCGGCCUGUAAACUUCCUCGUCCAAUUAUAUCCUCUGUUUCUCUCAUGAAUUCUUCUAACUCUCUUGUUCAUGUUGAUCUCUCCCACAACAAUCUCAACUCUUCAAUUUUCCAAUGGUUGUCUGGUACUCGUACCAACCUUGUUUAUCUUGAUCUCUCUUGGAACAAUUUCAGAGGUUCCUCAAUUCCUGAUUAUUUCGGAAACAUGAGCUCUCUUGCAUAUCUUAGUCUCUAUUAUAACCAUCUUGAAGGAGGGAUCCCGAAUUCCUUUGCCAAGUUAUGUAGGCUGCGAGAGUUGGACCUUGGGUUUAAUAGUCUUAGUGGACAACUUUCAGACUUUGUUGAAACAUUGUCCAAAUGCGCUCAAAAGACAUUGGAGAGUUUGGAUAUCUCUCAUAAUCCUGACCUUUCGGGUUCAUUGCCUGAUCUUACGAACUUCUUAUCAUUGAAAAGCUUGUUUCUCGAGAAAAAUAACUUAAGUGGAAGAAUACCUGAAAGUAUUGGACAGAUGUCCAAGCUGGAGACUAUUGGUUUUGGUUGGAAUUCUUUGGAAGGAGUGAUUUCAGAAACUCAUUUUUCAAAACUCUCCAAAUUAAGUUAUUUGAGUUUAUCAUCCAACUCACUACUUUUAAACUUCAGUUUUGAUUGGAUUCCUCCCUUCCAAUUGCGACGCAUACAAUUGACGUCUUGUAAGAUGUGGCCAUCGUCUUUCCCAAAAUGGCUUCAAACUCAAAAAAAUUAUACAUGGCUUGAUAUUUCUGAUGCUGGAAUUUCUGAUACCAUUCCAAGUUGGUUUUGGGAUUUCUCACAAAAAAUAAAGGUUAUGGAUAUCUCUCACAAUCAAAUGAGAGGAACAGUUGGAAAUAUUAGAUUGGAUUUUGCACCGCGCCUAAAUUUGAGUUGGAAUCAAUUGAAUGGUCCAAUCCCUUCAAUUCUAUCAAAAGCUUCAGUUCUAGAUCUCUCCCAUAAUAACUUUUCUGGGGCAGCUUCUUUUUUGUGUGCAACCGAGGAUAGUAAUUUAACCUUUCUUGAUCUCUCAAGCAAUCAUGUAUCUGGAGAACUUCCUGAUUGUUGGAUCCAUUUUAAAAAAUUAGUCUUCCUUGAUUUCAGCAAUAACUAUUUAUUUGGAAAAAUUCCCACCACGAUGGGGCACUUGUUUAGUAUCGAGACACUAAGACUAAGUAACAACAGAUUUGUGGGACAGUUGCCUUCACAAUUGAAGAAUUGUACAAAGUUGACACUUUUUGAUCUUGGGGAAAAUAGCUUAUCAUACUCAAUACCUGAAUGGUUAGGGGCUAGUCUUCCGAAUUUGACUAUCUUAAUCCUUCGAGGUAAUCAGUUCUAUAGAAGCAUCCCGCCCCAAUUAUGCCAUCUGACAAGCAUUCAAAUUUUGGAUUUGUCGAUGAACAACAUCUCUGGAACUAUACCCAAAUGCCUCAACAAUUUGAUUGUUUUGGCUAAAAAAAGAAAUUCACGUCGAAUUAUCAGACAUUCAUAUACGGCUAAGCUGGGAGAAUUAAGUUAUAUUUGGGAUUAUGAGGAGGAAGCAUCUUUAACAUGGAAAGGGGUAAGGUCUAAAUACAAAAGUACUCUGGGACUUGUAAAGAGUAUUGAUCUCUCAAGCAAUAAGUUGACUGGGGAGAUUCCUAGUGAAAUCACUGAUCUUGUUGGUUUGGUUUCUUUAAACCUGUCAAGAAACCAAUUAACAGGUCAAAUACCUCCAAGGAUUGGAAUGCUGCUGGAGUUAGAUUUCCUUGAUUUAUCAAGAAACCAGAUUAAUGGCAGAAUUCCAAACAGUCUAUCUCAGAUAGAUCGUAUUGGUUACUUGGACUUGUCAGAAAACAACUUGUCUGGAAAAAUUCCAAUAGGGACCCAGCUCCAAAGCUUUAGUCCAUCUUCUUAUGGUGGAAAUCCUCUACUUUGUGGACUGCCACUCCUAAGGACAUGCAAUGAGGAGGAAAAAGGUCCACGACAAACUGUGUUGGUGAAUCAAGACGAUAAAGAUGGGCUCAUAUCGCAAGGAUUUUACAUUAGUUUGGGGCUUGGGUUUGCUGUUGGAUUUUGGGGAGUUUUUGGCACUCUUCUAUUCAACAGGUCAUGCAGAUAUACAUACUUCAAUUUCUGGACUUGUUUCACAGAUUGGUUAUACGUGAAGACAGAAAUCAUCAGGCAAAGGAUACUGCCGGCACCUUUGAAACGACAUUCUUUUCCUUCAGUUGAAGAUGGACGAGAGGAAGGACUGCUAUUUGCACUAGCAUUUGAGUACUUGAGUGAUGAUGAUGAGGGAUCUCACUGA